Molecule: messenger RNA, 7120 nt
Organism: Pogona vitticeps (central bearded dragon)
Lineage: Eukaryota; Metazoa; Chordata; Lepidosauria; Squamata; Agamidae
Source: RefSeq, a predicted model, not a curated record
GCUCCCCUACUGUUAAAUAAAAUAUAGUCCCCUUUUUUUUUGACGGGCGGGGGGUUUGUCGGAAAACAGGUAAAUCAAGAAGCCCCUGAGAAAAUGCGAUAGGCUCUUAAGUCUUCAUCCACGGCCGGUCCCGGAAAAAGGGGGUGGCCGUGGCGGGAUCGGUUGCUGAGGGAGAGGAGCGGAAGAAUACGAGAGUGGAGCUGGGUGGUGAGACAUCAGCCCCCCCUCCCCUCCUGGACUGGCUGGGAGGGCAGGCAGGCCUCGCGGAAAGAGUUCCGGCCUCGCCCGGGCCGUGUCGCCUAAAAAUAGCGACCCGUGGGUAUCCGUGCGCCGGUGUCAGUGUCUCUUGAGGAGCCUCAGUUUGGGAGGCGGCGGCGGCGGGAGGAGUAGCAGCUGCGAAGGCGGAGGAGGCCGGCCGGCCCGGUUUUUAUUGAGAAAACACAGUGUUUUCGUGUUGUGUGCAGGCUUCAGUCGUGGAAGAACUGUCUACCAUGUGGUAGGAUACAAAACUUGUGGAUUCUUUUAUUUUUGAGCUUCUGGAUUAUAAAGAGGGAAACAGCAGAAAUGGGGAGGAAAAAAAUACAGAUCACAAGAAUAAUGGAUGAACGGAACAGACAGGUGACCUUCACAAAAAGGAAGUUUGGAUUAAUGAAGAAAGCCUAUGAACUGAGUGUGCUUUGUGACUGUGAAAUUGCACUCAUCAUUUUUAACAGUUCUAACAAACUCUUUCAGUAUGCGAGCACAGAUAUGGACAAAGUUCUUCUCAAAUACACAGAGUACAAUGAACCCCACGAGAGCAGAACCAACUCAGAUAUUGUUGAGGCUCUGAACAAGAAGGAAAACAGAGGGUGCGACAGCCCGGACCCUGACACCUCGUAUGUGCUCACGCCGCAUACAGAAGAAAAAUAUAAAAAAAUUAAUGAAGAGUUUGAUAAUAUGAUGCGGAAUCAUAAAAUCGCACCUGGAUUGCCUCCGCAGAACUUCUCAAUGUCGGUCACUGUUCCGGUGUCCAGCCCCAAUUCUUUAACCUACAGUAAUCCUGGGAGUUCCCUUGUAUCCCCAGCUUUGGCAGCAAGUUCUACCUUGACAGACACCACCAUGCUCUCCCCUCCUCAAGCCUCACUGCAUCGAAAUGUAUCCCCUGGAGGCCCACAGAGACCACCAAGCACAGGCAGUGCAAGUGGCAUGUUGACGACAACGGAGCUCUCAGUGCCAAAUGGAGCUGGUUCUAGUCCAGUGGGAAAUGGCUUUGUGAGCUCACGAGCUUCACCGGGCCUGCUUAGCAGCAGCAGCGGUGGGAAUGGCCUAAGCAAGGUGAUGCCUACAAAGUCCCCCCCUCCUCCUGGAGGAGGUAACCUAGGAAUGAACAAUCGCAAGCCAGAUCUCCGGGUCGUCAUCCCUCCGUCUAGUAAAGGCAUGAUGCCUCCACUGUCGGAGGAGGAUGAAUUGGAGUUGAACACACAGCGGUUAAGCAGUUCUCAGUCUACGCAACCUCUUGCAACACCUGUUGUGUCCGUGACAACACCGAGCUUGCCUCCGCAGGGACUGGUGUAUUCUGCUAUGCCUACAGCCUACAAUACUGAUUACUCCUUGACUAGUGCAGACCUGUCAGCCCUGCAGGGAUUUAACUCCCCAGCAAUGCUGUCAUUAGGACAAGUAUCCGCCUGGCAACAGCAUCACCUAGGACAGGCAGCCCUCAGCAAUCUUGUGGCUGGAGGUCAGUUAUCUCAGGGUUCCAAUUUAUCCAUUAAUACCAACCAAAAUAUUAACAUAAAGUCUGAACCUAUUUCACCUCCUCGAGACAGAGUGACGCCAUCCACGUUCCCGCAGCAGCAACAACAACAGCAGCAGCAGCAACAGCCUCAGCAACAAUCGCGGCAGGAAAUGGGACGCUCUCCAGUUGACAGCCUCAGUAGUUCCAGCAGUUCAUAUGAUGGCAGUGACCGGGAGGACCCCCCCAGGAGUGACUUCCAUUCACCUGUUGGGCUGGGAAGGCCCCCAAAUUCAGAAGACAGAGAGAGCCCAACCGUGAAGCGAAUGAGAAUGGAUACUUGGGUGACCUAAGCCUCCGGUCCCUCCUUUUCAGUUUCCUUUUUUUUUUUGAGUUAUCCCCAACGAACAGUCCUGACAUAUCUAAAUUUAUAAAUAAGGACAUGAAAUAAAUAUUUAUAUGUAUAUACAUACAUGCAUAUAUAUCUUUGUAUACAUAUAUAUGUGUGAGUGUGUGUAGGAAAAACACAAAAAGAAAAAUCAGCAGGCACUUAAUAUCAAUUCUUCGUAUAGCUGCAGAUGCCCCAUGGUUUUAAAAAAUGAAAUGUAACAAAAAAAAACCCUUAUAGGUAUUGGUCUAGUUCUGGCACUUAACCUGGACUGUGUUCCUUGAAUAAUGUAUCUUGUUUUGCAGAAGACAUGUACCCUUAUGUAAUCUACCAAACUAGAAGGCAGAACUGUGAGGGCUUGUUGGUAGUAGUGUUCCUAUGUGUGUUUUCCAACAGCUGUGUGGUACCCUGUAGUUAAAAUUACUCUUUGUAGCAGCAGAGCAGUAGAAAAAGAAAGCAAUACUGUACAUAGAAUGAUCUCUAUACUACCCAAUCUAGCAUGGGUCUCUCUUGCAUAAAGAGUGCAUGGAAGAAGGGCUGGCAUUAUUAUUAAAAAAAACCACACAAAACUGUUUUUGCACGUGCAAAAAAACUGGGUCAAAUACCUUUUUUAACCGAGAGAGACAGACAGACAAACAUAAAGUGCAUGAAAUAUUCAGAAGAUAUUAGCCUAGAAGUUAGUCCAUAAAGAAAAUUUUAAUAUAUUAAGUUAUAAUUGGAAUAUGUUUUAAAAGCUCUUUCUUAUGUUCCUCCUACCUUUUUUAAAAUAUAGAAAAACAAUUUUAGCUCAUGUAUAUUUUUUAUUAAAGAAGAGCAUACCCUUCUUAAAAACUAUAUAGAAAGUUAUAUACAGUACUUUUGAACACAUUCUGCUAUGAGUUAUUUAUACAAGCCAAAGCUGUUCUGUGUAGCUUUUUUGGUAGAGUAUAGGUCUAACUUGGUUUCUUGACUGUCUGUUUUUGUUUGCUUGCUUGCUUUAGGGAAAGAAGGAAAAAAAAUCUUGCAGGCAGAAUCUUGGGGAAAAAUAAGCCAUGAAUACUUAUUCUAUAUGUAAAUGAAAAUUUGAGCCAAACUUUGUGUAUAUAGCAUCUUAAAUAUAUUAUCACCUAUUGGUGUAAGUACGUAUGUAUUGUACGUUCACCAGAUUUAAAAGUAUAUUUUUGUGGAUUGACGCCGACUUGAAGAAAAAAAAGAAAAAGGCGAGGUCCUUAUUAAGUAGAGUAUUCACUGUUUUAAUAUUUACUAUUUUGUUCAAUAUGCUGUACUUCCUUUUGGAUUUUAAUUAAUAUUAUCCAGAUUUUUUCAGAGAGUGUUUUAAGAAGGGGCCAUCCCCCCUCACUGGUGGUGAAUGUGUGUUGUUAAAAUUGUAUCCUUUUUUUGUGACGUAUGGUAAAAGUUUCAUUAUACAUUUUAUAAAUAUAUAUAUACAUAUAUGUGUAUAUAUACAUAUAUAAAUAUAUGUAUAAAGAUAGCAAAGUGAUAAUCCCCUUCCUCAGUUUCCUCCACAAAAUUCAGCAUUGAGUUCAUACUGCAUAAAUAGAAAAUGAUGUUGAAACAUGUCUUUUUUCAGGCAUUAUUUUAAAACUGCCUUGUGGGGUGGGGUGGGGGGACAAUCUUGUUGCUGUUAAUGUUAAAGUAAUGGAAACAUGCACAAAAAAAGCAAAGAAGGGUGUGAAGUGGUGUUUGGGUUUAGGGCAAACUAUGUUCUAAAAUAAUUUUUUAAUUUUUUUAAAUCUUGGCAUUAUUUACAAAAAGUGGCCUUCCCCAUUGUUGUAGAGAUGGUUAAUUGACUAAUUGAUUAACUGUUUUUGGGGAGGGAGUCUUAACUGUUGAGCUAAGAGGUGCUUUGUGUUCUGAUGGUGUAAGUACUGUCUAAAGUCAGGAGGCUGCAUGACAUGUCUGCACCUACAACAUAUAUUUUAUAACAGACAUUUAAUAUGUACUCAAACCAGAAGGGACAUGAAAAGUGUCUGGAUUUUAAAAAAUAACAUGCACAUUUAAUGCAAAUGGCAGCUGUUGAGUGGGUGACAGACAGUUCAUGAAAUUGCAGCAGCUUGUGGAAUUAAACACCUUUCCUUCCUGCUGCAGUUCCGACAAAAAAAAAUUUAAAAAUUAGAAAACACCAAAAAUCAGUAUGAAAUGAAACACUGCUUCAGAACUGUAAUUUGCAUUGGGAGAAAAUUUCACACUAGUGAUAGUGUGCAUUUAAGCAAUGUAUUUUAAUUUUAAAUGGUUUUCAUUUGAAUUUACGUUUAAGGAUAAAUUGAAUGUCACAUCUAGGUUGAGUUAACUGUAUUGGCAUCUGAAAAGCCCGUGUCUCUCUGGAUCAGGUCAUACUUUUGUGUUACAAACUGCUUCCAAGUCUCAGUUAUGUAAGCCGAGGUACACUUUGUGAGAGCUGGUGGCUCCAUGCGUGUGUUGUCCAAUCUGACUUUGUGUGGAUGGGUGGAGGUGUCAUUACAGAGCUGGAUACCAAGAAUUUGGCUUCCCUUUCUUUAGCCUAGAGAUUAGAUUUUUCAUCGGAAAGAAAUACUGACUUUCAUGACCAGGUAAACAUAUAACAGGGCAUGUGCAAUUUUAAUUCCUUGCUGAGAAGACAUAAGGCUUUAAGACGUCCUAAAUUCUCACCACCCUCUAAAAUAGUAAACUAAGUUGGGAAUGGCUUCAUAGAAAAGUGCUCUAAAGUGAAAGCCAUUCCCUGUUAAAAAAAAAACCUCACCUAUUCUCUUUCCUCUUCCUCUCUCCCCAUGUAAAAACUCUUACAUACUCUUCUUGGUGGAUUAUGUGAUUUUAGUUGGCUGGGUUUUCAUUUUCCUAAGAAUUAUGAAAAGGCAUCCGCUUAAUUUUAAGCGUCUAAAUAGCCACUAGGCGCAGCUGCUCCUGCCUCGAUCGUGUUGGCUGGAAAGCACUCCAGUGUGUUCUGUCCGCUUCCUCAUCUCCCUUCAGGCCAUCUUGUUUGCACUUGCUCAAGUUGGGACCCAAACCACCAUUUCAUAGAUCCUUCUGAUGCUUCAAAAGGGUAUGUUUCCCAAUGGGUAUUUAUGCACCUACAUGAACUUUGCUGUACAUUUGAAUGGGAGUUCUUCAUUUCACAUUUACUGUCUGAUUUCUUGUGUGCCUUAAUGAGAUGGCUUUGUUGACUGUAUCUCAGUAGUCUUUAUUCCUAUGCAGGUUUGUAUGGAGUUACAUCACUAUACAUUUUUCUUAAGAAGAAGUAAGGCUUGACCUUUGUACUUGAAUCGAGCCAACCAAAUGUUUUACAAAAAUCAAGCUUUCAAAAUCAGACUGUUAACUCUUGGCCUGUCUCCUUGUUCCAGGAUUUGGGUCAUGUCCAUUGUCUCUUAUGGAAGACUUUCACAUCAUAAAAAUCAAAUAAAAACGGUGACCUUUUUCUAAUAACACUAAUAAUGUAACUCUAGACAUUUUGGAAGUCUUAUACUUUGAGCUUAUAGAUAAGGAUAGUUCCAACAACAUUCAGGGUUGCUUGUGUUAACCUAGGUGCAGCAGCAUCAUGCACUUUUGCAUGUGAGUCAGUGUUUCUUUGCUGUCAUUUUGCUAUUCGUUUGUACCAAAUGCCUGUUUUUUUUUCCACUGAAGAUGCAGGACCUGUAGUGAUCUGAAAUGAUUUUUAAGUGGUAACAAGGUGUGUCAUCCCCUACUUCCACCUCUGGUACUGCACUGUCUGAGUCUAUUUCUGCCUUGCGUAACGAGAAUUGUGCAACCAAUUGGACAGCCAAAGCUUGAGGUCAGAGAUCAAAUAGGCGAGCAUCCAAAGAACCUUCCAAGUAAUUCCAUGCACCAGCUGGGAAUACGGGCUUAUAAGCCUUUAGCAGCCAUGCAUGGCGAACCACUUUUGGAAUUUGAGGGGGGAGUUUAUUUGGUGGCUAGAGGGUGAGGACUACUAUUUGAAGAUGCUGAAAAAUAUUUGUUCUGUACAGGCUCCCCGCAUGAUGCCAUUCUCAGUGCUAAGUCCUAGCUUUUUAGUGACAUAUUUGAAGAUGAUCUAAGGUUUCAAACCUAUGGUGUGGCUUUUGGGUUUAUACUUCCUUGGGUCAAGGAUUUUUUGCUUCAGAGAUACUCCAUGCUUGUGGAAACCUAGCCUAUCAGGUACAGAUAAUUUUUCACAGGCAGAGGGCGAUAUAGGAAAGGUUGCUUUCCAAAGAAGUGACAGCGUCAUGCUCCUUGUUGAGGUGCUGUAGCUUCUCAGAGGGCUUGCAUGAUGUGUCUCACGUUGGUUUGUUUGGUUGCUUGGUUUCCCCCCCCUAAUCCAGCAGCUUGUACGAUGAGGCUGCUUGGAGAUCCGCUUUUAAAACUAGACAGCAAAAUGACUUUUUUAAAAAAGCAGAUAGGGUCAAUAGCAUUUAAGGCAAGAUUGCACCAUGAAAUGAAUUCAAGUUACAGAAUGGAAGUCAAACAUUGUGUAUGGCAACAUGGCAACACUGACUUGGCAUGCUGAUAGCAGAUACUUCUUUUUAAAAAGAAGCAAGGCAUGUAGGAAAUGCUUUAGCCUUUAAUUAUAAAGGACACUAAUGCAUUGGCAAGUGUAUUGUGCGCACAAGAAAUAAAUAGUAAAUAAAGAACAUAAAUGACUCCUGCCAGAUCAACCAUGGGAAGAAGUUUGAAAUUUAGAAUGUGAAAGACUUAAAAUUUUAUUAGAAUUUUUCCUCACUUUGCUGUGCAAGAAAACACUGCUUUGCUAUAUUUAAAAAAAGAAAAAAGCUUUUUUUUAAAAUAAAAAAAUAUAUAUGUACUUGGUAAAUGUUUGUAGUCAGCAGUUCACAGACGAAGCUGUUUGCGGUUAAAGCCGCCUGGCGGCACAAGCUGGACUUUGUUGCCAUCUUUGAGACGAAUCUUUAAGGAAAAAAAAUUAAGUUAAUCUCUUUUUCCCUGAAUGUGGUGUUUUUUCUUCAGUAUACAAUAAAUAUUCUAGUGAACUUUUUAUCAAAUGGUUAAGAAAAUGCUAGAGGUUGUUGUAAAAUAUUUGUAUCUUGCAUUCACUAAAGUAAAAAUACUGGCUUUUA